Candidozyma haemuli is the source of this 957-nucleotide messenger RNA. Its product is annotated as DNA-directed RNA polymerase III subunit. The coding region runs from base 1 to 957 and encodes 318 amino acids. The transcript has a single exon. The record is from RefSeq and is a predicted model, not a curated record. NCBI's taxonomy places the organism in Eukaryota, Fungi, Ascomycota, Pichiomycetes, Serinales, Metschnikowiaceae. Gene Ontology annotation, cellular component: RNA polymerase III complex. Gene Ontology annotation, biological process: transcription by RNA polymerase III.
AUGAGCCAAGCUGACUUGUUGCAUCUGCGUAUGGUCGAGGCGCCGGCCUCUAAGUUGUUCACUCAGGAUGAGCUUAUGGCGCUUAUCAACGAGACUGAGUUGGAUAAACUUCUUCUAGCCACACAGAGUCUUGUGAACCGUAAGAUGAUGAAGUUGGCGAAGGUGGGCGACGAGUUGCGGUUCCAGGCGAUUCUGGCAUCGGAAACGAAGAAACUUACGUCGAUGACUGAUGACGAACAGAUGAUAUACUCGUACAUUGAAGCCUCUGGAAGAGAAGGAAUCUGGACGAAAACCAUCAAGGCAAAGACAAACAUGCACCAGCACAUCGUCAUGCGGUGCUUGAAGCUGUUGGAGCUGCAGCGGUACAUCAAGCUGAUCAAGUCGGUGAAACAUCCUACAAGAAAGAUCUAUAUGCUUUAUAACCUCCAGCCUUCCAUUGACGUGACGGGAGGGCCUUGGUUUACCGAUAGCGAGCUCGAUACGGAAUUUAUUGACUCGUUGCUUACGGUUGUGUGGCGUUUUAUAGCGCUGAAGACGUUUCCUCUGGCUUUCCAGGAACCUCAGCGUAACAUCAACGUCUUUCUGAGCGUCUACCCUGCUUCACAUACUGGAUUCGCCAGUCUAGACGCCGUGAUGGACUUUAUCACUAGCAACAAGAUCACCAAUAUCGAUUUGGCGCUUAACGAUGUCAGAUCGCUUUGUGAAGUGCUUAUUUUUGACGACAAGAUCGAGAUCGUCAGAGAUACCACCGAUGUGUAUAAAGCCACGUGGCAGCUGGUUCUUGAAGCUGGCUACGGCAGAGGUUACAGAGACGGGGCUCUAGAUCUGGAGCAACAACGGUUCUUGGGUGAAUUGGACGAUAAACACCAGUUCAGUCUUUUUGACCAUUACUCUGUGAUCAACACGCAGGUGGACGAAGAAGACGUGGUUUACCUUGAUCUGUGGCUCAGAACAUGA